CGCACGCACAUUCACAUGCACACGCACACCCACCCCACAUACACACACCCUGCAUGUGCGAACAUAAACACACAUACACGCACCGCAGACGCGUGUGGUUGACCACACUGGGCUCUCAGCAGUGUGUGAAGACACGCACAGCACGCCAAAGAAGCAGCGUUACUGAAUCUAACGCAGGACCGGCAAGCAGAUCGCAUCGCAAACCAUCCUACUUCUCUCUCUCUCUGCCUCUCUCACCCCUUUUUCAGUUGUACUUGUGUAGAGCCGGAGAAGAAGAAAUACCCUCUCUCUCUCUCUCGCUCUCUUCCCCUCUCUCUCUUAUUCUUUCUCUCUGUCCUAUGGUGGGAUAAACCGUGAAAAGAUGAGCGUGUGAUACAGAACCAGACCUGAGUGACCUGACAGCUCUAACUAAUCGUGUUCAGAUGAGAAGAAAUGCUGCCAGUUGAAGCCUAGUUCUGAUAGCAGUGAAGAGCAUCCUAUCUACUUCCCGGUAGAAUACAAGAUUUCUCUGAUCUGAACACAGAUGAUGAUGUUUUGAAUGACGUCGAUCACAGAACAACACUGGCCUGCAUUGACUUCAAUUUUAUGGACAUAAAACCACCGAGGUUCAUCGGACAGAGUGACUCGCCAAGCUCCGACUGCCCCCUUCUCCCCACAGAAUUAGACACCACCCCUGUUCGGCCACAGCUGUACAUGGAGACCCCCAGCUGGGCAGAAACCAAACCAGGAAACGGGCUGUGUAAAACAGGAAGCAUUGCUCUCUUUGGAAACGUAGUGUACAGCGGGCUGCUGAACGAUCACUUCUGGCAUUUUGGGGUGCCCCUUGUCACAAGACUGGGUAACCAGGAGGCCCCAGCCCCCCCAGAAGCAAUGGCUCAGCCGUACGCCCCUGCGCAGUAUCCGCCCCCUCCACCUCAGAACGGGUUGCCCGGUGAAUACACCCAUCCCGGGCAGGACUACACGGGGCCCAGCCCGGUCCCUGAGCACGCGGCAGCCCUCACCAUCUACACACCCACACAGACGCACAGCGAACCGCCCGGUACUGACAGCAGCACGCCUUCUCUCACAGGAACUAACAGCUUACCACAACCGGAUGACGUGGCGCAGACAGACAUCUCCCAGCAGCUUCAGCCCUCAGACUCUUCGGAGAAGCAGCAGCCCAAACGGUUACACGUCUCCAACAUUCCCUUCCGCUUCCGUGACCCAGACCUCCGGCAAAUGUUCGGGCAAUUUGGGAAAAUUUUGGAUGUGGAAAUUAUUUUUAACGAGCGGGGCUCCAAGGGUUUUGGUUUUGUAACUUUUGAAACGAGCGCAGACGCAGACCGCGCACGGGAGAAACUAAACGGUACAAUCGUAGAGGGACGCAAAAUCGAGGUAAAUAAUGCAACAGCACGAGUAAUGACGAACAAAAAAGUGGCCAACCCAUAUACAAACGGCUGGAAGCUGAAUCCAGUGGUGGGAGCGGUCUAUGGUCCUGAAUUUUAUGCAGUGACAGGCUUUCCAUAUCCCACCACAGGAGCGACGGUUGCUUACAGGGGUGCUCACUUGAGAGGCAGAGGACGUGCCGUCUACAACACGUUCCGCGCCGCGCCUCCACCCCCUCCGAUUCCUGCUUAUGGAGCUGUGGUUUACCAAGAUGGCUUCUACGGUGCUGAGAUCUAUGGUGGCUAUGCAGCAUACAGAUACGCCCAACCAGCCGCGGCAGCUGCAGCGGCCUACAGUGACAGCUAUGGCAGAGUCUUUGCAGCAGCAGACCCGUAUCACCACACGAUUGGACCUGCAGCCACGUACAGCGUGGGCACUAUGUAACUAAAACGAAAGCCGACGAUGGAGAAGAGAUGGACAUCAGAUAAAAGGAACAAAAAGGAUAAAGAAAAGUGAAAAUGUGUGAAUAGGAAAAAAAACAUACAAAAAGAAGUUCAGAGGAGAUCUUUACACCGAGGCUGUCAGGAGAAGGCAUUAUAUCUCUGUAGGGACACGAGACUGACACAGCCAAGCUGUGGAUGGGAAGAGGGGUAAACUUUCACCUGGGACAGCCUUUCCGGUGUGGAGAAGAGGAGGAGACGUCAUCAUAAAACUUUUUAUUUUUCUAAACUUUUUUAAGUUUACGGUUUCAAAAAGAUGAAAAAGAUGAGUGUAUAUAUCUAUAUAGCGAUAUAUAUGUAUGUAUAAAUAUGUUAUAAAAGAGAAGCGGAGUUUAAAAAAAUCACUAUAGCAACAGAGUGAUGAAUUCGUGCUGUGGGAGGGGGGGGUGGGCGGUGUACGUGUCGUUCCUUCACACCCCCCUCCCACCGAUCGAAACGGCCCAGGCAGAGAGGCUGAUGGCCCCUUACACACGAUUCCAUGCGGCCCCUCGAAUACGGCACAGCUGGGUCUUCCACGAGCGGGAUCUUGUCGGGUUCAACUUCCUGUCGAACCGCAUCGCUUCCUUGAGAAAAUGUCACUAAUGCGGGGGCGGCUAGACGUCCCCCUUUUAUUCAUCCCGUCUAGAUGUUAAACGAAGGCAGACUUGCAUGGGAAGAUCCACUUUAUGAACUAUGUCAAGUAAAACUCACCAACAUCAGGUUGUGAAGAUCUGCAUCAUCCUGCUAUUCAGGUGUCGUAUUAAUCGGGACAAGAGAAGACACUGUAAAUAUAUGAACAGAGCCCAGUCGACAUCAGACGUAGACGUGGGGAACGAGAGCGGGGUUGUUUUCGAUAUCCAUCCACCCUGUCAUCCUGCUGUUGUUUGUAGCACAAUAUGAAACGGCCCACUGAGGUGAAACACAGAUGCAGGUUUUACUAGGUUGCGUGUGUGCGUGUGUUCUUGCGUGUGAGUUGUGAGGUCGGGGGGGGGGAGGCGGGGGGCUUUAUAGAGUCGUGUAGGGCGCAACAGCCGCCGGAGCCCAGGGCUACCAAAAAGCAUUUCAUUGUAGUGUUGUGGAGGUGGCCGUGCUGUGUAGUAAACACUUUUGUAUGUGGUGUCAGGAGGCUACAAAUUAAGAAAAUUGGAGCUGUCUUCUCGGUAUUGUCACGGGAGUUUCACUAUCCAUCUUUAAAAUGGGUUCCUGCCCGGUGCGAGGUGGAAAACUGUGUGAAAUGAGUGCCAGUUUAGUCACGGGAAAGUUUUAUUAAAGACGUAUUACCUUUAUACUUCUACCGAGCUCAUUUCAGUGGCAUCAUUAUAUAUUUAAACGUUGUACUAAUAACAUGCUGCUCAGCGUGGUCAAACGUCGAUUGUAGCCAUUUACUAAUGUUGUAUUAUUGUAUUACCAGUAUGAAAAACAUUUAUAUAUGGAUAUAUCUAUUUGUGACUUUGCGACCCUUGAAGAGGAUUGUAUCUUUCGUUUUCAAUGGUAGUCCAGGUUUACUUUUUUGGCGGCGAUUUAUGCAAGAACCGAGAGAUUUUCACUUGUGUGGCGUCGUUUGCGUUCGUCUGUAUGUCUUUGGUUCAGCUAUUGAAUGUAAUUCUACUUUUUAUGUACAUGUCUUUGUUUUUUAAGCAGUACUUUGUAAAUGUGUGGAUAUGUGGUAAAGCGAGUCUUUGUUGUGAAGCUGGACCCGACUCGUGACGGAGACGCGGUCCGGCCGACACCUCUCUUUUAUAACAAGGAGCACUCCAGCACGCCGGACUUUAUCCUAACCCUGCAGGACAAUGACCUAAAGACAAAUGGAUCGGAUCUGUCGGAAUGGUUUACGGAUGCUUUUAUGGAAAACACUUUUUUAUUUUUAGUUUCCUUGUUGCAAAAUGUAAACAUCUAAAAGGUUUAAAAGGUUGCUCCGUUAUACAUAUUUAUCCUGAAAUGAGAUGUUGUGUCGUGUAACCCACAAUGCGGUACCAUCUAAAUGUACAGGUUUUAUUCACGUCUGCGUUUUUAUUUCACAUGACUGAGUUAACCUGACUGCAUAAGGUCAUUUCUGAGGGUCAGGUCAGGUCGAAGUCUCUCCAAACGAACAACUGCACGUUUUCACUUUUUACAGUGUUUAUUUUGGCUCAGUUAGACGGAACGGUACAUUCAGUCAACCUAGAAAUAACUCACCUCUACAGAUGGCAUUCCCAAGCUUUGCAAAAUCAUGCGCUUCCUCGGACUCAGGUGUUACACGACAGGACUGAUGUGUUCCCUUCCAUAAAGAUCGAACUCCUCCUUGCUGCAGUUUUCCUCUCCGAACGAAAGUUUCUUUUCUACAAAGCUGGCGACUCCUAUUCUAUCUCAGCGACUGUACUACUUUGUUACCGAAACGAUCCUCCGUAUCCUGGAGAGCGGAGGCGUCCGGUCAGAUGCGAAGGUUAGCGAUGCAUUAGCGGUGCUUUGGCCAAGGCGUGUUGUUUCAGGGACUCUAAAACAAAACCAGAGUGGCGGAUUCUGCUCUAGAAGAGACUGUGACCGAUCAACCUAACAAAAAGAUGUCAAUUCUACAGAGAUCCGAGACCUCUGGGGUUAUUUCUUUGCUUUAGUCCGUACGAGACAUUACUUGUUUACACGUUCUGGUUUUUGACCCUGCUGUAAGGUAUACUGUAUGUCAGCUUUUGCACUGUAUUUUUCGGCUUGUCGUCUUCCCUAAAGUUUCUGUUUCCCUAUCGAGUGACGCCAACCCAUAAACCUGAGCACCAAAGUCAUUUACUGUCUUCCUCCACCCAAAGCAGAGAACCAAUGCAAACUGUAGUCUGCUUAUAGUCUUAAGACUCAAGUGCAUGUAUCUGCGAACUUAGACCUAAAAACGUCUUACGAAUUUGUUCUGGUCGUCUGCUCUCCAGGGGCGGGUUUAAGACCAGCUAUGCAGCUCACCUUUAUCUGCACACUUACAGUUCCACACAGUCAAGCCAACGGAAACGACAAACUUCUCCUGGCAAAUGCGUAUUCCAGCCCAGUUCAACACAAAAAAGGAAAAAAACUAUUUCCGAUUUUCCUCAUCGUCAUUGCCAGAUCCCCGAAGCACAAAGAGUUUGAAUGGAAAGUUGAGUUUGUUGUCUUAGUGAUAGUAACCUUCCAUUUAGCGUACUUGUGUGUGUGUAUGUGUGUGCGUGCUUCCAGCCCCUUUGUUUUCUAUUGAAAAUAUAUGAAAGCUACUUCCUGUGUCAUCUCAGUAUAAAGAUGUAUUAUAUUAAAAAAGGUUCUCUUCAUGUGCAACACAAGCUCUACGCAACAACAAGUCUAUUUUAAUCACUUGCUUUGGUUUGGUUUGGUUUUGUCUCAUUCUUUCUUUCAGAUUUUAAAGAUGUUCCAAAACGUACACGUAAAAAGGGGGGGGGGAGAGAAAAAAGAAACCAAUAUAUUCUAUUUAAAAUGAAAUGACUAAACUUCUGCUGUCCUGGAUCUAUACUCUCUAAAUUUCAGUUUUCUUUCUGUAUGCAUCUGAUGUGCUUCAGACAACCAGUACUGUUUAUUAAUGAACCAUUAUAUUAUUAUGAUUAUGAUUAUUAUUAUUACUAUCAUUAAUAUGGUUAUAAAUAAAUAUUUCUUUCUUCAAUAA
Molecule: messenger RNA, 5451 nt
Organism: Triplophysa rosa
Lineage: Eukaryota; Metazoa; Chordata; Actinopteri; Cypriniformes; Nemacheilidae
Gene: rbfox3a
Product: RNA binding fox-1 homolog 3a
Exons: 17
Coding region: 586-1809 (407 amino acids)
Biological process (GO): regulation of alternative mRNA splicing, via spliceosome; nervous system development
Cellular component (GO): cytoplasm; nucleus
Molecular function (GO): mRNA binding
Source: RefSeq, a predicted model, not a curated record